ACCGCCUUGAGAGAUAUACAACGCAAUGGCAGCUCAGGCCCCGACAAUGGCAGUCCCUACGGAUGCCCAGCUGAUUCAGGCGCAGGCUGACCUAUGGCGCCACAGCCUGUGCCACCUCACAGCCAUAGCACUCAGGUGCGCCGUCCAGCUCGGUAUCCCUACUGCGAUUCACCGACUCGGCGGCACAGCAUCGUUGUCCGAUCUUGUCAUUGCACUGUCCCUCCCACCAUCUAAGACGCCAUACCUUGGCCGUGUCUUGCGGUUGUUGGCCACAUCAGGCGCCUUAGCGUCCCCCGAGGAGGGGACCUACUCCCUUGUCCCGCUAUCAUACCUUCUGGUGGAUGGUGUAUUCAUUGAUGGUGAGGCCAGCCAGAAGGCCAUUGUGCUUGCCACGACCUCAAGAUAUUACAUAGAGGCAGCCUUGGGGCUAGCUGACUGGUUCAAGAAGGACAUUGCACCACCGCCAUCACCAUUUGAGGAUGUGCAUGGUGCCACACUCUUCGAGGAGAGUAUGGCGCUCCUCGACCCAGAGUCAGACAAGGUGUUCCAUGAAGCUUUGGCUGCCCAUGACCAUUUGGGGAUCGGCACCGUAUUGCGGGAAUGCCACGACUUAUUCAAGGGGGUGCAAUCACUCACCGACUGUUGUGGUGGUGAUGGAACAACAGCUAGGGCUAUUGUCAAGGCCUUCCCGCAUAUCAAGUGCAAUGUGUUGGACCUUCCAAAGGUGAUCGAGAAAGUCCCAAGUGAUGGUAUAGUUAACUAUGUCGCUGGUGACCUAUUCCAUACCAUUCCACCUGCUCAAGCUGUGAUGCUUAAGCUUGUUCUGCACUUCUGGAGCGAUGAAGAUUGCAUCAAUAUCCUGGCUCAAUGCAAGAAGGCCAUUCCGUCCCGCGAAAUGGGGGGAAAGGUUAUUGUCAUAGAUAUAGUAGUCGGCUCAUCAUCCAAAGAAAUGUUAGAAACCCAACUGUUGGUGGAUAUGCUCAUGUUGGUAUGUACAAGAGGACGGCAACGCCAUGAAAAUGACUGGAGCACAAUCUUUACAAAAGCAGGAUUUAGCGACUAUAAAAUCAUCAAGAAACUGGGACCUCGAGGUGUCAUCGAGGUCUAUCCAUAAGAUUGUGUGCCAAGUGCCUCGAUGGUGUGGGUUAUGCUUAAUGUCGUGAGUUUGAUAUUGAUGGUGUGCUAUAAGUAAAUAAGGGCAAUGCCUAAGUUUGUAACGAAAAAUCUAAGGGAACAUAACUAGCUAAAGUGAUAUGCCGGCUUGGCCACAUCAGGACCUAUAUAUGUAACUUUUGUUUCAAUAAAGUGUUGAAGUCACUUGCUGUGA
Molecule: messenger RNA, 1327 nt
Organism: Triticum dicoccoides
Lineage: Eukaryota; Viridiplantae; Streptophyta; Magnoliopsida; Poales; Poaceae
Product: flavonoid O-methyltransferase-like protein Os11g0303600
Exons: 2
Coding region: 26-1114 (362 amino acids)
Molecular function (GO): O-methyltransferase activity; protein dimerization activity
Source: RefSeq, a predicted model, not a curated record